Messenger RNA from Prorocentrum cordatum, 816 nucleotides. The record is from the annotation of a GenBank genome assembly. NCBI's taxonomy places the organism in Eukaryota, Dinophyceae, Prorocentrales, Prorocentraceae.
AUGGCCCUCGGCCUCGGGGCCGGCGGCUACGAGGAGGACGACCGCCUGGCGCGCCUGCUGCCCGCCUUCGGGCAGCAGGUGGCCCGCGGGGGGGACUGGCCGCGGCCGGGAGACAGCGUGCUGAUCAAGGACCCCCACAGAACCGACUGGGACGGCUGCGCGGCGCACAACUCGCCCCACUUCCUGAUCCUGGCGGCCGGGGAGCGGGUGCUCGUGUCGCACAAGAACCUGGACGGGUUCCUCUUCGGCACCGUCGAGGGCGCAGCCUCGAUGCCCGAGCGCUCGGGCUGGUUCGGGGGCAGGGGCUGCUCUGCGGCUGUGGAGGUGGUCCUCCCCGUGCCGCUCGGCCCGCACCGGCCGACGCCAGCCCUGCCCGAGGGGAUCCCGCCGUGCUGGGCCGACGGCAUGGAGCCGGCGGAACCUUCGGAGGCCUCGCAGGGCGGCGGGUCGAGGCCCAGCGGCGGCGACAGCCUCGAGGCCGUCGUGGCGGAGUACUGCCGCAGCAACAACGUCGACGGCUCCGCGGCCUCGGCGCUCAUGGAGCUGGAGCCAGACCUGCAGCGGAUUCUGCUCACGAGGACGGGGAACCUCUCGAACUGCAGGAACCCCUCGGCGGUGUUGCUGACCCGCAUCGACAGGGUAAAGGCGGGGCAGCCCAUGAACCCGGGUGGCCCCGCCCGCGGACGCAGCCGAAGCCCCCGCCGGGCGGCCCACGGGCUCGGCUCGCCAGGCAGCUGUGGCGGCGGCCUGGCGAGCUCUGCGCAGGUGGAGGAGGGCCCGGGCGGAUAUCGCGAUGGGGCCUGGACGACAGGGUGA